Molecule: messenger RNA, 1756 nt
Organism: Nylanderia fulva
Lineage: Eukaryota; Metazoa; Arthropoda; Insecta; Hymenoptera; Formicidae
Gene: Aatf
Product: Apoptosis antagonizing transcription factor
Biological process (GO): regulation of transcription by RNA polymerase II
Cellular component (GO): nucleolus; nucleus
Source: RefSeq, a predicted model, not a curated record
AAACAAAACGGAAUUUUCAGAAGGUUAAGGUUCACUCAAACACGUGUUGUUGGAAUCGUCUUGCAGCAUAGGAGAAAAUGGCAGGGAAGAGUUUAGCUGACAAAAUAAAUGCCUUGAUUACGGCGAAGCCGGAUUUUGGCUCAGAUGAAGAACCCGAAGAGACGAAAGCGAAGGUGGUGGAAUAUUUCGACGAGAACGAUGCCUCGGAAGAUGAGUUGCGGCACUCCAAAAUUCGCAGACAAAAUAUUGAUACCUUGGACAAGGUGGAUGAAAGAUACGCUGGUAAGAAAAUUUCAAGGAAGGAUAUAUACAGCGAUGAAGAUGAUAUGAGUGAAGAUAUAGAGAGCAAAAGUUCUGGGGAAGAUGUAGAAGAUGAAGAUGUAGAAGAUGAAGAAGUAGAAGAUGAAGAAGUAGAAGAUGAAGAGAUGGAACAAAGGGGGAAUGAAUCAGAUGACAGCGAUGAAGUAGACUCGCAACAGGAAUCUGAAGACGCUGAGAGUAUGUCUGAUACAGAGCGGGAUGAUAAUAAUACAGAUGUGAACAAUCUGCUGGAUAAACAAAAGGACUCUACUAUUAAAACCAUGUCAGAAAUAAAUAUUAGGGCAGAGAUAGAGAAGGGCAAUUGCAUCAGGAAUCAGUUCAAGUUUUGGGAAAUCUUGGAGAUGCGAAUAAAGCUGCAAAAGUGUGUUACAAUUAGUAAUCAAAUGCCACAGUAUGACAAACAUAAAAAACUCAUAUCAGAUACAGACUUUGUGAAGAAGAUCAACGAAACUAAAACAAAUCUAGUACUGACGUUAGAUAACAUGUUGCACCUGAGAGAUCUUUUGUUAAAACAAUAUCCUGAAACGAAAAAUCUAUGCGCCACUCCCAAGAAGAGAAAAGCCGACAAAGACGAGAAUAUAAACAUGAAUGAUUCAAUAGAUGAAGAAAUAUCUUCCGACAUCGAGGAUGCAUUAGAAAAUGGAAAGAAAUUGUCUAAUGAUGAAGAAGUGGAAAUGACUGAAGAACCAGUGCCCCGAAAACGUCUCAAAUAUAAUGAUUACGAAAAAGUUUUACAAGAGAAUCAUAAUUCUUACAAAGAAUAUAGAGAUUCUGUUAUAAAGAAGUGGAAUGACAAGACGCGGAUUGCUACAGGUUCGCUGACUAAAAGCUCAGGUCAAACUACGCUGAAACAAAUUGAAUUUGCCAUGAGUGACAUAAACAAGCUACGGAAGAAAACUCAGUUAAAACGCUCCGAGUAUAAUAUUGUUGGUAAAUCUUUGUCAAAUGAAGAUGAUGACGGUAGAAGAAUCCAAGAGUAUGAUCCGGAAAUUUAUGAUGACGAUGAUUUCUAUCAUCAGCUUUUGAGGGACCUGAUAGAGUAUAAAUCGUCGGACGUGACGGACCCUGUACAACUCAGUAAACAAUGGAUCCAAUUGCAAAAUAUGCGUAAAAAGAUGAAGACGAAAAUCGAUACUCGCGCGACGAAGGGCCGUAGAGUGCGAUACAAUGUUCACAAUAAAUUAGUCAAUUUUAUGGCACCCAUCACAGUGUAUGACACAUGGACAGAUAGUGCAAAGAACGAAUUAUACAAUUCAUUGUUCGGUAAAAUAAAAUCGACGGAGGAACAAAUAAAGUAGUAAUUAUGGAAAUAUAAAUUAUUAUAAGUGUAUAAUUUUUACCUUUGUAAUAUACAAGAAUUUAUGAUGUAAAUAUCGACACACAUAUGUACAUUUCCCAAUUUAUUCUCGUGAUGUAAUAAAAAAUCUCUAAUUGA